AAAAAGAAAAAUAAUAAUCCUCCACACUCCCACAUUCAGUGCUCACUCAGCAUAAUAAAGAAACAAAUCCACAAAGGAAGCAAAAAACGGCCGAAUGGCAGAGCCUCAGGGACAAGCGUCCGUGGCUGCCGUAGUCAGCUUCCAUACAAUUUCAGUUGCUUCCAUUCAAAGCUUCCGCCAUGCAAGGGGAGCUUCAGUUGCGGCACUCGAUGUUUCCCUUCUCUAUUCUGAAUCCAAAACCCCAUUUCCCCUCUUUCUCCAUAAACGAGCAGUGGGAGUAAUUUUUUAGGGCAAUGGAGUCAAAACCAGAGCUCAAAGCCAACGACGAAGAACUUCAGGUGGCAGAUCUACAUCUGUUGGAGAAUGGCCAAGAAAGGUCUCAGAGUUCAAGCUCAGAAGAUGCUGCCUUGGCUGAUCAAAAUGACAAAACAACAGCAAAAGGAAGAAAAGUUGGUGGGUGGAAUUGUGGGAUGCUCCUGCUAGUGAAUCAAGGAUUGAUCACACUGGCAUUUGCUGGAGUUGAAGUGAACUUGGUUCUGUUUUCAAAGUCAGUGCUGAGGCAAACCAAUGCUGAAGCAGCAAAUACAUUCAGCAGAUGGAUGGGAACCACUUAUUGCUUCUCUUUGUUGGGUGCAUUUCUCAGUGACUCGUACUUGGGAAGAUAUCUCACUUGUGUAAUAUUUCAACUUGUCUUCAUUGUUGGUCUGAUAGCACUUUCCUUAUUAACUCACAUAUCUCUGCUCAAACCGAAUGGUUGUGGCAAAAUAGGCCAAUUAUGCGACCCUCAUGGCUUAACUGAACUCUCAAUAUUUUACAUAUCGAUCUAUCUAAUUGCCUUGGGGAAUGGAGCCCCCGAGCCUGCAUUGGCUACAUUUGGUGCAGAGCAGUUCGACGACAAAGAUCCCAAGGAAAACCGAGCCAAGACCUCAUUUUACAGCUACUUCUAUGUGUCAAUAAACAUGGGGUGUUUGAUUGCAGAGACAGUUUUGGUUUAUAUAGAGAAUUUGGGGCACUGGAUGGUGGGGUUUUGGAUAUGUGCUGUGUGUGGAUUGCUUGCCUAUCUGUUGUUAUUGAGUGGAACUUCAAGAUAUAGACAGUCCAAACCUUGUGGGAAUCCUAUAUCAAGAUUCUCUCAAGUUGUAAUGGCUUCCAUGAAGAAGAUGAAUCUUCAAAUGCCUUCAAAUGGAGAAGGUCUUUAUGAAGAACUUGGGAAAGAGGGUACAAGGAGAAUGGUACACACUGAAGGCUUCAAAUUUUUAGACAGAGCAGCCAUUCUUACAGCAGAGGAGAUUAACUUGAUAUGCAACCAAAGCCAAACUCCAAAUCCAUGGCAAAUUUGCCCUGUCACUCAGGUUGAGGAAGUCAAAUGCAUUUUGAGGCUUCUUCCAGUCUGGUUAUGCACUAUUUUCUCCUCUGUUGUGUUCAUUCAAAUGCUCUCUCUUUUUGUUGAACAAGGAGCUGCCAUGGACACCAUCGUCGUGUCAAACUUCCACAUACCUCCAGCAAGCAUGACCGCCUUCGACAUUGUAAGCACAACCAUGUUCAUCAUGCUUUAUGACAGACUUAUUGUUCCUCUAUACAUAAGAAUUGCCAAACGAAAGCCAAAACCCCCAAACGAGCUACAAAGGAUUGGGAUCGGCCUAGCCAUUGCAAUAGUAGCACUUGUUAUUGCAGGCUUCGUCGAGCAAAAACGGUUGAAACAUGCAAGUGUUAGUGGCAAAGAAACUAGUUCUUUGAGUAUUUUCUGGCAAACGCCGCAGUAUGUACUUGUGGGGGUCUCUGAAGCAUUCGUCUACGUAGCUCAGAUGGAUUUUUUCACAUCACAAAUACCAGAAGGAUUGAAAAGCUUGGGGAUGGGACUUUCCAUGUCUUCAUCAGCAAUGGGGAGUUACCUUGCAAGCCUUAUUUUAACUACUGUAAUGGCUAUCACAAAGACUAAUGGUAAGCUAGGCUGGGUUCCCCCGAACCUGAACGACGGUCAUUUGGACAGAUUCUUCUUUCUAUCAGCCGCACUUACUGCUCUUAACUUGGCCUUCUAUGUAGUUUGUGCCAAGCGGUAUAAAGGUUCGGUAAUAGAGAAGCGUGACGGGGACCAAGAAGAGGAGCUUAAUAUAGAGUUCAAGUGAGAAUCCUUUUCAGAUAGGAAAAUUUCAGGGAACAAAUAUUGUUGAGAUAUAGCAUGUAUAUUACCAAAGACUUCUUUGAUAAUAGAGAGUGUAGGCAAACGGGUUUGACAAUAAAUAUAUUUCUUCCAUUACUUUGUAGUAUAAUAUGAAGAU
Molecule: messenger RNA, 2279 nt
Organism: Benincasa hispida (wax gourd)
Lineage: Eukaryota; Viridiplantae; Streptophyta; Magnoliopsida; Cucurbitales; Cucurbitaceae
Product: protein NRT1/ PTR FAMILY 7.3-like
Biological process (GO): transmembrane transport
Cellular component (GO): membrane
Molecular function (GO): transmembrane transporter activity
Source: RefSeq, a predicted model, not a curated record